UAUGCUGAGUUUUUCUUGGUAAGCCACAACGUGGUUGCAUCAGUUCUGCCAGGGCUGCUCAGAGUUUCAUAAGCUCCUCUAUCAAAGGCAUUGCAGAAAACGGACUUCAGCAAACAGACACACCAAUGGGUGAUUAUAAUGAAGACUGGUACAGUUUUUUUAAGGAUGCCAAUGACACAGAAAAUGGAGAUAAUGUCGUAUCUGAUGAGGUUUAUUUAUGCAAGAAGAGUGAUGUGAUCCAGUUCGGAGCAGCAUAUCUUCCAACCUUCUACUACAUUAUCUUCUUGCUGAGCUUGGUUGGAAAUGGACUGGUGCUGUGCAUCAUCUACAAAUAUGAGAAGCUCAGCACGGUUACCAACAUAUUCUUGCUCAACCUCGUCAUUUCGGACCUCAUCUUUGCCUCCAGCCUCCCUUUCUGGGCAGUCUACCACAAAUCUGAAUGGAUCUUUGGCAGAGGCCUUUGCAAAUUGGUGGGAAGUUGUUAUUCCAUCGGCUUCAACAGCUCCAUCCUUUUCCUCACUCUCAUGACCUUUGACCGGUACCUUGCAGUCGUCCACGCCAUCACAUCAGCCCGGAAAAGGAGGUCGUUGUAUGCGUUUGUGUGGUCCACCGUCGUCUGGGUGCUCAGUAUAUUGGCUAGUAUAAAGGAUAUAGUUUUUCAUGAUGUGAUGAAAAUUGAAAACAGUUUGCUGUGUGAAAUGACUGGUUACAACCAGAGUUUCCUCACAAAAUGGGAGCUGACUGGUUAUUAUCAGCAGUUUUUCUUUUUCUUCUUGGUGCCUCUGGUUAUCGUCCUGUACUGCUACAUCCACAUAACCAUCAAGAUCAUGUCCACUCGCAUGGCGGAGAAGUGCAGGGCAGUCAAACUCAUCUUUGUCAUCAUCUUCACCUUCUUCAUCUGCUGGACGCCUUACAACGUGGUCAUCCUGUUGAAAGCCAUCAAGACAUCCUUUGGAAAUCCGAACGAUUGCUCAAACGUCCUCGACUAUGCGAUGUAUAUAACACGAAACUUUGCCUACCUGUACUGCUGCAUCAGCCCUGUCUUCUACACUUUUUUGGGAAAGAAGUUUCAAAGCCAUUUUCUGAAGCUUUUGUCCAAGCAUAUACCGUGUCUGAAAAUCAAUGCUGCCUUUCUGUCAACGACAAGCAAAACCACAUCAAUCAGGAGCCCGAACACUGACUACUGAGCAUUUACGUGACUGUGGUUUGUAUGCAUGAAAAGUGAUUUGACGAGAAAUUUGUUGUUAGGAGGACACAAUAUUACUGACAUAAAAGAAAGAAAAAAACUGAGCAUAAUUGAGCAUAUGUUCAAUAAUUUUCUAAUUCAGUGCAUGUAAUGAAUAGUGUAUGUCUAAAGAGGUCCAUCAAUUUCAUCUCUCUCUCUCUCUCUCUCUCU
Molecule: messenger RNA, 1396 nt
Organism: Carassius carassius (crucian carp)
Lineage: Eukaryota; Metazoa; Chordata; Actinopteri; Cypriniformes; Cyprinidae
Product: C-C chemokine receptor type 4-like
Exons: 2
Coding region: 126-1187 (353 amino acids)
Biological process (GO): immune response; G protein-coupled receptor signaling pathway; chemotaxis
Cellular component (GO): membrane
Molecular function (GO): chemokine receptor activity
Source: RefSeq, a predicted model, not a curated record